Lasiosphaeria miniovina is the source of this 858-nucleotide messenger RNA. RefSeq names its product PQ loop repeat-domain-containing protein. Bases 1 to 858 code for a protein of 285 amino acids. The transcript is spliced from 2 exons. Gene Ontology annotation, cellular component: vacuolar membrane; fungal-type vacuole. The record is from RefSeq and is a predicted model, not a curated record. Gene Ontology annotation, biological process: L-cystine transport. Gene Ontology annotation, molecular function: L-cystine transmembrane transporter activity. NCBI's taxonomy places the organism in Eukaryota, Fungi, Ascomycota, Sordariomycetes, Sordariales, Lasiosphaeriaceae.
AUGGCCGUCUUUGGAUUCCUCGAGUCGUUGUCGGCGACGUUCGGUUGGCUGUAUUUUAUAGCCUGGUCGCUGUCCUUCUACGGCCAGCCCUCGCUCAACUUUGGCCGCCGAUCGACGUCGGGCACCACCGUCGACUUUCCCCUGAUCAACACGCUAGGCUUCUCGGCCUACUUCGUCUCCAACGUCGCCUUCUUCUAUUCGCCCCUGAUCCGCGCGCAGUACGCCCAUCGCAACAAGGGGCUCACCCCCACGGUGCAGUUCAACGACAUCACCUUUGCAGCGCACGGCCUGCUGCUGUCCGUCGUCACCAGCAGCCAGUACUUCUUUCCGCGCGCGUGGGGCUUCGCGCCGUCGGCGGGCUCGCGUCCCAGCCGCUUCAUCCUGGGCAUCUCUGCGGGCUGCGUCACCGGCGUCGCCGUCAUCCUGCUCGCCGUCGCCGGCGCGCCCGACCGCGACAGCACCCACGACACGCCCGCCAGCGCCUGGCUGUGGCUCGACGUCGUCUACGCCGUGUCGUACGUCAAGCUCGUCGUCACCGUCAUCAAGUACUCGCCGCAGGUGCUCGUCAACUACCGCAACCGCUCCACCAAGGGCUGGAGCAUCAGCCAGAUCCUGCUCGACUUUGUCGGCGGCGUCCUCAGCCUCGCCCAGCUGGCCAUCGACAGCUACCUGCAGGGUGAUUGGUCUGGUGUCACGGGUAAUCCGGUCAAGUUCGCCCUCGGCAACGUCUCCAUGUUUUACGACCUCAUCUUUAUGACGCAGCACUACGUCCUGUACCGCGGCGCCGACGCCAGAGGCGGCGAGACCGAGGCGCUCCUGAGGGGGCCACGCGACGACGAGGAGCGGCGGAUUGAUUAG